Messenger RNA from Carica papaya (papaya), 1276 nucleotides. RefSeq names its product GDSL esterase/lipase At3g14820-like. Gene Ontology annotation, cellular component: extracellular region. The record is from RefSeq and is a predicted model, not a curated record. NCBI's taxonomy places the organism in Eukaryota, Viridiplantae, Streptophyta, Magnoliopsida, Brassicales, Caricaceae. Gene Ontology annotation, molecular function: hydrolase activity, acting on ester bonds.
UCUCCUUUAAUUGGAAAGGAACAAAGCCAACAGCAAGUUUAUUAUGGGUAUAUAUUCAUUCCAUUUUGUCUUUGACAAAUUGGAGAAGGCCGUCAAGCAUUGGUACAGCUAUGAAGUUCUUCUCACAAAUUCCAGCUUUCUUCUCCUUCCCUUCAUUGGUUUUAUCUUCUCUGUUACUACUUAUGCAUGCUUCUUGUCCCAAAGGUGUCCUACCACUUACCCAGAACAGAACAGUUGCAGCAAUUAUCGCAUUUGGUGAUUCCAUUGUUGAUCCUGGAAACAAUAACCAUAUCCGCACUAUGAUCAAGUGUAAUUUCCCACCAUAUGGUAGGGAUUUUCCCGAGGGAAAACCAACCGGAAGGUUUAGUAAUGGAAAAAUCCCCUCAGACUUAUUAGCCGAAGGAUUUGGAAUUAAGGAAUUUUUGCCAGCUUAUCUUGACCCAAAUCUACAGUUUCAUGACCUUCUUACUGGCGUGAGUUUUGCUUCUGGUGGUGCUGGAUAUGAUCCUCUCACAUCUAAACUAAUGUCUGUUUUAUCGUUACCGGAUCAGCUAGAACUGUUCAGAGAUUACUUAGUGAAGAUAAGGUCAGAAUUAGGAGAAGAUGCAACUUCAACUAUAUUAUCUAAAGGCAUUUUCAUAGUCUGCACAGGAAGUGAUGAUAUUGCAAAUACUUAUCUUUCAACUCCAUUCAGAAAACACCAUUAUGAUAUUGACUCAUACACUGAUUUCUUGGUUGAUUCAGCUUCAAGAUUCUUGCAGGAACUUCAUGGAACAGGAGCAAAAAAAAUUGGAGUAGUUAGCCUACCGCCAAUUGGGUGUGUUCCAUCACAGAGAACAUUACAUGGUGGAAUUGAAAGAAGGUGCGUUGAGUCCGGCAAUGAUGCUGCACUGGUAUUCAACUCCAAGAUUUCAGCAGAGCUGGAUUCACUCGGUGGAAAAUUUCCAGGCUCCAAGUGGGUCUAUCUUGAUAUCUACAACAUAACACUUACACUAAUGCAGAACAACACUCAAUACGGUUUCCAAGUGACAGAUAAAGGAUGCUGUGCCAGGGGAAAUAUAGAGGUCAGCCGAUUGUGUAAUCGUUUUAAUCAGCGCCAUUCAUGCAAAGAUGCCUCGAAAUACUUAUUCUGGGACAGUUAUCAUCCAACUGAGAAGGGGUACAAGUUCAUUACCUCUUACAUGCUCGAUACCUAUGCAAGUAAAUUCUUUUAAAUGACUGUAUGACUAUCCCAAGAGACUGCAGUUUAUUACGCAUUUGACUCAUCCAUGAAUAA